Messenger RNA from Hemibagrus wyckioides, 797 nucleotides. It is a transcript of the gene ppdpfb, whose product is annotated as pancreatic progenitor cell differentiation and proliferation factor b. The coding region runs from base 187 to 531 and encodes 114 amino acids. The transcript is spliced from 5 exons. Gene Ontology annotation, biological process: multicellular organism development; cell differentiation. The record is from RefSeq and is a predicted model, not a curated record. Lineage: Eukaryota; Metazoa; Chordata; Actinopteri; Siluriformes; Bagridae.
UGAGCUGAAGUUCAGACAGCAUUGCGGUAUUAUUACUUGCCGUGGAGGUUUUAGCCACCCGAACCUUUUCAAAUGGGCCCCGUCGCCUAGCGUUCUCUCCCCCAAAAGCCUCCGACUGAGUUGCGCAGGGUGCUAGAAAACAUCGGCACAAACUAGAAGGUUGCCACGUGUGAACAAGUGUGAAGCAUGGCAGCAAUCCCAGCUGGCGGAUCUCUUGUAGCCACCCAUGACUAUUACCGAAGGCGCCUUGGCUCUACGUCCAGUAGCAGCUCGUGUGGCAGUUCGGAAUACGUCGGGGAGGUUAUUCCACAUCACCCGGGCCUGCCCAAGCAAGACUCUGGUCACUGGUGGUCAAGCUUCUUCUUUGCGAAGCAGCCGGGUAUGGGCUCCCUGGCUGAAGAGGCCCAGCAGAAUUCAGGGCUGAGCGUGACCGAUGGGCAGGUGACCUGUAUUGCUCGGGAUAUGGUGAAGAGGCAUGCCAGCGAGAGUAGCGAUGCUGGGAAGUCGGAGGUGGGGAGUCGUCGUUCCUAAAUCCGGCUUUGGGGGACCAACGCUAGGGGACGGAAAAUGGCCCAUAUUUUUAUUUUAUUUUGUAUUUUAUUUUAUGUGUAGAAUAGGUUGCUUUUUUAGUUGUUUUUUUUUUUUUUCAUAACCGUUAGUUUGUUGGGCUUAAAAUUAAAAUGAAGUAAAGUGUUUGUUUUUUGUAUGUUUUUACACAUCUGUAACACUGUGUUUUUGUUACUACUUUUCACUCUCACCAUGUUCACAGAAACAAUAAAACUAUGAAGUAGCCAAAA